Messenger RNA from Neltuma alba, 1634 nucleotides. Its product is annotated as protein WALLS ARE THIN 1-like. Gene Ontology annotation, cellular component: membrane. The record is from RefSeq and is a predicted model, not a curated record. NCBI's taxonomy places the organism in Eukaryota, Viridiplantae, Streptophyta, Magnoliopsida, Fabales, Fabaceae. Gene Ontology annotation, molecular function: transmembrane transporter activity.
ACCUCUCUUCAUUGUCUUUGAUUCCGUUCUGUGCUAGCUAGCUCCGAUGGCUGAAUCAGCCUCCGCCGCCUCCAGAAGAAUGUGGUGCUCCGUCCCGGAGCGCUUCCAGCUGCAUGCCGCUAUGCUGGCCUUGCAGUUUGGUUACGCCGGCUUCCACGUCGUCUCCAGAGCUGCCCUUAACAUGGGCAUUAGCAAGCUUGUUCCCGUCUACCGCAACAUCAUCGCUUUACUCCUCCUCCUCCCCUUCGCUUACUUCAUUGAAAAGAAGGAUAGGCCUGGGCUUACCCUUAACUUUCUCCUACAGUUCUUUCUUUUGGCUCUUGUCGGGAUCACAGCGAACCAAGGGUUCUACUUACUCGGGUUGGACAACACGUCGCCAACCUUCGCAUCGGCUAUACAGAACUCAGUCCCAGCCAUCACUUUUCUGAUGGCAGCCAUACUGAGGAUAGAGCAAGUGAGGCUGAACCGAAAAGAUGGUGUGGCCAAGGUGAUCGGAACCUUAUUCUGUGUUGCCGGUGCCACCGUGAUCACUCUGUACAAGGGUCCUACCAUAUACAGCCCAUCUCCCCCACUACACAGUACCGCCACAUCCACAUUCACACCACUGUUUCCCUCACUUGGAGAUGCAAAGGGCAAAAACUGGACCCUCGGCUGUAUCUUCCUCAUCGGACAUUGCUUGUCCUGGUCUGGCUGGCUAGUCUUGCAGGCACCAGUUCUCAAGAAGUACCCCGCUCGCCUUUCUGUCACGUCUUUCACCUGUUUCUUUGGACUCAUUCAAUUUCUGGUUAUUGCUCUCAUCUUCGAAAGAGACUCACAGGCUUGGGUUUUUCGCUCUGGCGGAGAAGUUUUCACAAUCUUAUAUGCGGGAGUGGUGGCAUCUGGAAUAGCCUUCGCUGUACAGAUAUGGUGCAUCGACAGAGGUGGCCCUGUGUUCGUAGCGGUGUAUCAACCUGUUCAAACUCUCGUUGUCGCUAUUAUGGCUUCCAUCGCUUUAGGCGAAGAGUUCUACUUGGGCGGGAUAAUAGGGGCAAUCAUGAUCGUAGUGGGAUUAUACUUGGUGCUAUGGGGUAAAAGCGAAGAAAAGAAGUUCGCAAAGGAACAGCUUGCGAUUGCGUCCACGGCGGAGCACAGCGGCGGCACCCCCAGGCCGGCAGGCCACGCCAAGACCUCACUUACUCAGCCACUUCUUCCUUCAUCAACGGAAAAUGUCUGAUCUCCGCACUGCCCUGACUUUUAACUAGAGUCUUAAUUUAACUUCUUUGAUAUGGGCCCAAAAGUGAUAGUAGUAUCGCUACUACCCUCGUGUAUCAGGAAGCUAAGCUUGUGCGUGUAUGAAGGGAUUUUCCUCUGCCUAUGAAUAUGUUUGCUUUUAGUUAACGCGGAUGAUUUCUUGCUGAACCUUUAGAUCACAGGAAUAUUGUGAUGUCACUUGAGUGGGGCAUAUAAAUAUGACCUGAUCAAAUCCCCACAAGCUUUAUUGCGUGUUAAUUUGUGGCUUGAUUUACGAAAACUGCUCGGUUAAUUAAUUACGUGAGGUACUGUGUAAUGGCAAUGGUAAUGAUUAAAAAUGUAUAGAAAGCAGGUCAGCGGAGACCCACAGAGCACUUAUGAUAUAUACGUCGUUGGGAAUUUUA